Messenger RNA from Poecilia latipinna (sailfin molly), 1288 nucleotides. RefSeq names its product protocadherin-15-like. Lineage: Eukaryota; Metazoa; Chordata; Actinopteri; Cyprinodontiformes; Poeciliidae. Gene Ontology annotation, cellular component: membrane; catenin complex. Gene Ontology annotation, biological process: multicellular organism development; cell migration; homophilic cell-cell adhesion. The record is from RefSeq and is a predicted model, not a curated record. Gene Ontology annotation, molecular function: cadherin binding; beta-catenin binding; calcium ion binding. The transcript is spliced from 9 exons. The coding region runs from base 1 to 1281 and encodes 426 amino acids.
AUGAGGCUUCUAAAAACUAGCAGGUACAAUAACCCAACAGUCAGGUACGGCAGUGGUCACAUCAUGGCAACAGAUCUGGAUCUGGGAGCAAACGGUCAGGUCCAUUACAGGCUUGUCAACCACCAGACGCUGUUUUCCAUCAAUGCCUCUGGAGCCAUCAGGACUGCAGUGCCACUGGACAGAGAGGUGAAAGGUCACUAUUUCCUGGUUGUCGAAGCCUCGGACGGUGCAGUGGACCCUCGGCGAUCCAGGCUCACCCUCUCUGUGUCCGUUUUGGACGUGGACGACAACAGCCCGAUUUUCUCCCAACAGUCCUACAACAUCAAUCUACCUGAGAACAGCCCAGAGGACACCGUCAUUUUACAGUUAAAGGCAACAGAUGCUGACCUCAUCUCCAACCUCACAUAUCGAAUCAGAGCUGAAGGCCUGGAUCCUGAGAUAACACGGCUUUUCCGCGUUGACCCUGUGACGGGGGAGCUGUCAGUUCUUAAGGUUCUGGACUUUGAAGCUCUGGCUGCCUCUGAACCCAUGUACACUUUCACCGUAGAGGCUGUCGACGUGGAGGGAACAAUGCCUCCUGGGCUUGCCUCGGUUACAGUCAGAAUACUGGAUAUGAAUGACUUUGCUCCCUCAUUCAGACAACCCGUCUACAGAGGCAUGGUUGCUCCUAAUGCUGCCAAGGGAACCAUUGUAACCACGGUGAUGGCCAACGAUUCUGACCCUGCGGGAACCCCCGCAGGUCUAAUUCGUUACAAGGUGGACCAGGAGGCCUAUCCAUACUCUGCCAGUAUAUUCGAUGUAGAUGAAGAGAAAGGUCAUGUGGUUACCAGAGUAAAUCUUAACGAGGAACCCAACUUAAAGUUCAGACUGGUGGUGGUGGCCUAUGAUCACGGCGAGCCUGUGAAAGAGAACACGACUCUGGUGGAAAUCACAGUGCUUCAGCCCUCUGUUAUCCCCGUGUUCACUCGAGAAGAAUACAGAUUUCCACCAGUGAGUGAGGAGGCUGCUGUUGGAACCCCGGUGGGAAUCAUCAUGGCAGCAGCUGUCAAUCAAACUAUCGUGUACUCCAUCGUUGAAGGCAAUGAGGGAGGUGUGUUUUCGUUAAACAAAACAACUGGUGAGAUUUCCACAGCCAAGCCCCUUGACUAUGAAACCAACUCCAGCUAUGUUCUGAAGGUGGAAGCAGACUCCAUGAGGGUGGUCUCAUCAAAUCUCCGAGCUCCGUCAAAGUGUAAGUGGAACUGCAGGUUGAAGUGCUGCACACUUGUAAUCGUGAAUUAAACGACAA